Molecule: messenger RNA, 2576 nt
Organism: Nilaparvata lugens (brown planthopper)
Lineage: Eukaryota; Metazoa; Arthropoda; Insecta; Hemiptera; Delphacidae
Product: pyrimidine-specific ribonucleoside hydrolase RihA
Exons: 8
Coding region: 414-1859 (481 amino acids)
Molecular function (GO): hydrolase activity, hydrolyzing N-glycosyl compounds
Source: RefSeq, a predicted model, not a curated record
GUGACGGAAGUUCCACCUCGCCUGAAUAUAUCAUUUGUGCCGUCAAUUAGACUUAGGACUGUCUUACUUCAGCCGGGACCCACAAUUUAACGUGCCCAUCCGAUAAUCUGUUCAAAAACUUUUGAUAAUGAGCGGGUUUGAACCGGGAAUUUCUAGGCUGUUAUGCAAGCACUAUAUCCACUACUAGACCACGGAUCACUCCAUAUUCGAAAUUUAUCAAACAGAAACCAAAACCUGACAUAAAUAUUUUUGCUUCUUGAAUAAGGAAUUAUGGGACACUAUAGGGAUAUGGGAACACUACAUUUGUAUUCAUGUGUAGUGUGUGAUAAGAAUUUGAAGUUAAAUUUCGUGAGUGAGGAAAAUGAGAAUAUGUCCUAGUUCUUGAUUAACGUUUUCUUGGAUCAUGGUACAAUAUGGAAGCUGUCCCUCCCACGUUGUGCUCAAGAGUGAAUGGAGUGCAGUUGAGCAGUUUCCUAUGCUGUCUUGUAGUUGUCUGCACCCCUGUGCUAGUAAUCCUUUACACCCUUGCCGACGACCUCGGUUCGGAUGUCACGCAGGCUGACUCGCUGACCCACCACGAACUCCUGGUGAUCGACAGUGACGGCAGCCUCGAUGCUGCAGUGGCCAUCCUGGCAGUGCUGGCCCACCCCGUGUGGGGAACCCGGGUCAACGCCCUCACGUGUGUGCGUGGCAAUGCGAGUGCGGAAGUGCUGGCAAGAGGAUUGGUGGCCGUGUUGAGGAUGGCUGGCAGGAGUGAGGUAAGAAAGAUGGGCACCCCUGUGCUAGUAAUCCUUUACACCCUUGCCGACGACCUCGGUUCGGAUGUCACGCAGGCUGACUCGCUGACCCACCACGAACUCCUGGUGAUCGACAGUGACGGCAGCCUCGAUGCUGCAGUGGCCAUCCUGGCAGUGCUGGCCCACCCCGUGUGGGGAACCCGGGUCAACGCCCUCACGUGUGUGCGUGGCAAUGCGAGUGCGGAAGUGCUGGCAAGAGGAUUGGUGGCCGUGUUGAGGAUGGCUGGCAGGAGUGAGAUUCCUGUUUACAUAGGAUCUCCAGUAGACGCACUGCAGAUGAAUGAAGUUGAUGAUUCCAACAAAUUGAACUCAAAAGACCAGAGUAUGACCAAAACCAAUCCAAAAAAUUGGCUUUCACUGAGCAAUCUUCUAAAACUUGACACAAAUCUGAGCUUGGCUCAAAAAGAGCAUGCUGCGGUUUACCUAUCCAAUUUAGUCCAACAAAAUUCAGGAAUGGUGUCCCUGUUGGUUCUGGGGCCGAUGACAAACGUAGCUUUGGCUAUGCGUUUGAAUCCAGAUUUCAUGUCACAGGUCAAGAGAUUAAUAACGUUGGGAGGAUACAUCAAAGGACCGGGUCAGGGAUGUUAUCACUACAACAAAAUCGAAUCAAUUGACAGUAUAGGAGCUGAUCCGGAUUCCGCAGCGUUUGUGUUGAGAGGUGCUCAUGUGCACAAUUUCAAAAUAACAAUACUCCCAAUCGACACUAUCACAAACAACUUUAUCAGCAAGGCGUGGCUAGCCUCACACCUCAACUCCACCUCAGACCCUAUAGUGAACUUCAUCCUCACCACAGCUAGCCUCACACAGGGAGACCACUGGGACAUACAUGCUCUGUAUGCCGCAUCCAUACUUCUGCAAUCGAACAAAUCAGUUACACUGAAAAGUGACCAGUACUUUGUGGACGUUGAAGUAACGGGCAAACUGACUCGAGGUGUAAUGGUGACCGACUACUACAAUGUUACGGGGAGGAAAGCCAACGCCGAUAUUGUGUUUGAAAUUGAUAGAACUGCGAUUGAGUCUUUGGUAGUCGAAUCUUUUUCAAAAUUGGACAAAAAUCAAUAAAGUGUAAACAUAACCUAUUUUUGGACAAUUUCUAUAUAAAUUUGGGAAAGGAAAAGUUUUGGGCUUUAAGCCUGUUGUUCCUUUCCCAAUCAUUCAUAGUUGAGAAUUAUAUUGUAUGAAUUCACAUUGAUUGAAUUGUAUACUUAUAAUAUUAUAGUUAAGCUUACCUUGUUGAAUCAAAGUUUUUCUAUUGGAAGUAAUAGUAUCGUUUUCUGUUUUGGUACUCGUCACCGGCACUAAAAUUGUGGUUUUGCUGGUUUCGCCGAAUUAGUAUAUUAUUAUGUUAAAAAAUUAUACUUCUUAUUCUAAAAUAUUACUUUUUGUAAUCUGUAUUCAUUUGUGAAUAUUUUUUGUUAAGGCAAUAAAAAUUUGAUUUGAGUUGUCGGAAGAGAGAAGAGUAAAAUGUUCAGACAAUAAUAGAGACUAGAGUCAAAAAUAUCGAUUUCGAGCUUUCAAUCAAUUAUCAUGCAGUCACAUUUCCUUUGUUGAUCAGAAUCGAUUUGAAAGUCGACUUUUUUGUUGAUUAUAUGAACACAUGUAAUGUUGCAGAAAGGUUAAUGGAGUUAUAACAUCCUGUUUUUAUGUUUGAAUAGGGAUAACUCAGUCAUUUUUCAAGCUAUCAAUCUGAUUUUUUUUAAAUUGUUCUUUAUAGUCUCCUUUAUUGAGGAAAUAUGAUAUCUCAAAUUUGAUUUUUGAGACAACUGGUCCCUAUUUGCU